Messenger RNA from Letharia columbiana, 642 nucleotides. RefSeq lists its product as uncharacterized. NCBI's taxonomy places the organism in Eukaryota, Fungi, Ascomycota, Lecanoromycetes, Lecanorales, Parmeliaceae. The coding region runs from base 1 to 642 and encodes 213 amino acids. The record is from RefSeq and is a predicted model, not a curated record. The transcript has 2 exons.
AUGGCAACAUUGGAACCCGACAGCCCCACGACGAAGGUCGAACUCGUACCAAAACUAUUUCACAAUUUCGUUGGUGUCUAUCAGCCCACGGAUGCCCUUUUAGAGUAUGUACAGGCGUCUGUGCCCCAGCUCAAGAACGUUCAGAAUGUCCAUAGAGUGUUUGAAAUAGAUCCCGCCAUCCUCCUCAGGUCCUUGGAUCCCAUUGCCACGGACAACUCUCCAUACUUUGUCAUUCCCCUGAACCGAAUGUUCGAGGCCACCAGGAAGCUUAUUAGACCCAUUUGGAAGGAAUUUAGGGACUUCUACUACCCUGAAAUCUUCGCAGAACAGUCUCCCCUCAAUCCACUAUUCGACUACUGGAGAUCAAAUCACAGCGUCGAACCGAAAAUAGCUGUCAUGCGGGAAGGUAUCAUCGAUCUUUCGAGCAUUGUACUCCUCGUCAUGAUACCAAUAUUUGAAACUGGUGAUGUCAGGAUACAAGCGAGCCCAAUCGAUGGCGGAGAUCUUAUCACAAUUGAAUGGCAUCCUGGAUCGGUGAUUCUUGUCCCUUCAAAGUCAGAUCUAAUACUGCGUGGAAAAGGUCAGUUGGUCUGUCAGGUCUUCAGCUUCGCCCAGAUCCAGUUCAUAAGCCAGCGAUCCUAG